Molecule: messenger RNA, 2460 nt
Organism: Labrus bergylta (ballan wrasse)
Lineage: Eukaryota; Metazoa; Chordata; Actinopteri; Labriformes; Labridae
Product: tripartite motif-containing protein 16-like
Molecular function (GO): zinc ion binding; protein binding
Source: RefSeq, a predicted model, not a curated record
CCCUUCAGAUCAACAGGUGGAAGGGUGUGUGUAAGCACCAAGAGGUGACAUUCAUUCCAUGACACAUAUGUUGUGUAGAGCACAGUUUAAACCAGUUUUAAUCACAAGGAAGUGAAACUCAGAGGAGUCGUUGUCAGACUCACUGUCGCUGGGAGGUGAAAUGGCGCAGAAAGGGGUUCAACUGGACCGGGAGACCUUCUCCUGUUCGAUCUGUCUGGAUCUCCUGAAGGAUCCGGUGACUAUUCCCUGUGGACAUAACUACAGCAUGAACUGUAUUAAAAGCCACUGGGAUAAAGAGGAUGGGAAGAAAAUCUACAGCUGCCCUCAGUGUAGGCAGACCUUCACACCGAGGCCUGUCCUGGUGAAAAACACCAUGUUAGCAGUGCUAGUAGAGGAGCUGAAGAAGACUGGACUCCAAGCUGCUCCUGCUGAUCUCUGCUAUGCCAGACCUGAAGAUGUGGCCUGUGAUGUCUGCACCGGGAGGAAACUGAAAGCCUGCAGGUCCUGUCUGGUCUGUCUGGCUUCUUACUGUGAGAAACACCUUCAACUUCACUCUGAACUGGAUCCAUUCAAGAAGCACAAGCUGGUGGAGCCCUCCAAGAAGCUCCAGGAGAACGUCUGCUCUCGUCAUGAUGAGGUGAUGAAGAUGUUCUGCCGCACGGAUCAGAAGUCUAUCUGUUAUCUGUGCUCCGUGGACGCGCACAAAAGCCACGACACGGUCUCAGCUGCAGCAGAGAGGACCGAGAGGCAGAAAGAGCUGGAGGUGAGUCGACAAAACCUCCGGCAGAGAAUCCAGAAUAGAAAGAAAGACGUGACGCUGCUCCAACAGGAGGUGGAGGCUGUCGAUCGCUCCGCUGAUAACGCAGUGGAGCAAAGUGAGAAGAUGUUCGCUGAGCUGGUCCGGCUGAUACAGAAGAGAAGCUCUGAGGUGACGCAGCAGGUCAGAUCCCAGCAGCAAACUGAAGUGAGUGGUUACAGAGAGCUUCAGGUGAAGCUGGAGCAGGAGAUCACUGAGCUGCAGAGGAAAGACGCGGAGCUGGAUAAACUCUCACACACAGAGGAUCACACCCAGUUUCUUCUCGACUAUCCCCCACGGUCACAACUCGAUGAGUCAACCGACUCGUCCGGCGUCAAUAUCGGCCCUCGGAGGGACUUUAGGGAUGUGACAGCAGACGUUUCAGAACUCAGAGAUAAGCUCCAAGAAGUUCUGAGAGGGAAAGGGACGAACGUCGCUCAGACAGUGACUCAAGUGGACGUUUUGAUGUCGCAACCAGAGCCGAGGACCAGAGCUGAGUUCUUAAGAUAUUCACACGACAUCACGAUGGAUCCAAACACAGCAAACGCACUGCUGUCAUUGUCUGAGGGGAACAGAAGAGCAACAUUAAGGGCACACCACCAGCCUUAUCCCGCUCACCCAGACAGAUUCACUGAGUGUUGGCAGGUCCUCAGUCGACAGAGUCUGACUGGACGUUGUUACUGGGAGGUGAAGUGGUUCGGAGACGGAGUUUGUGUAGCGGUUGCAUACAAGGAUAUCAGCAGAGCAGGAAGCUGGAAUAAAUGUGGAUUUGGACAAAAUGACAAAUCUUGGGCGUUGGAUUGUUACAUCAACAAUUCUAGCUUUUGGCACAACAAAGACAAAUCCCCAGUGUCCAAUCCUCUGUCCUCCAGAGUAGGAGUGUACCUGGAUCACAGUGCAGGUGUUCUGUCUUUCUACAGCAUAACUAACACCAUGACCCUCCUCCGAAGAGUUCAGACGACUUUCACUCAGCCUCUCUAUGCUGGACUUUGGAUAAAUAACUUCACCGCUGAAGACACUGCUGAGUUCUGUAAACUGAAGUAGACAGGAGGUACUUUAGGAACAGUGGGUUCACUUCUGUGUUUUAAUUCUGGAACUUGAUUUUUAUUCACGUGUGCUGCUGAGAGCCGUCAAUCACACCAUAUCAACGUCUUCUCAUCUGUUGUGUAAGUGUUUGAGUUUCUUUCAGUAACACUCCUUCCUGUGACCUUUCACUGCUCAUUGAAUUUGAAUUGAUUUGUCAUGUGUGCUAUUUAGAUUUGGGGUUGCUUGGUGGUGCAGCGGUUAGCUCCGUCGCCUCACAAGAUACCUGUUUUUUUUUUUACGUCUUUAUUUUAGAGAUAGGAAAGUGAGUGGGGGAUAGAGAGAGAUAGAGAGGGGAACAGGAGAGGUUGGUUUUAAACCCUGGCCCCACCCACUUUUGAGGACAAGCACUAACCUGUAGGCCACCGGCGCCCCUAAACUCUUGUUAAUAUUUAUAUUAAUAAUGAAUGAGAAUUGUACUAUUGGGUGUUUAAAAAACGUAAUUAUCCAUCAAUAAUGAGACAUUUUCGUUUAUAUCUGAGAUUCUGAUCAAACACUCUGAUUGUGGGAUUGAAGAGAAUCAGACUUUACUGAUUGGAAGUGAAGUUUACAUCAUGAAUAAAAAAACAUUUGAAAAGGUG